This is a messenger RNA of Ostrinia nubilalis (European corn borer), 846 nucleotides long. RefSeq lists its product as uncharacterized. The record is from RefSeq and is a predicted model, not a curated record. The transcript has a single exon. Gene Ontology annotation, molecular function: single-stranded RNA binding. Gene Ontology annotation, cellular component: ribonucleoprotein complex. Gene Ontology annotation, biological process: retrotransposition. Lineage: Eukaryota; Metazoa; Arthropoda; Insecta; Lepidoptera; Crambidae. Bases 1 to 846 code for a protein of 281 amino acids.
AUGCCUCAUAACAUCGCACUUGAAACUGUCUCAUCACCUGAGGAUGAUGCUGGAGUAUAUGAAAAUGUAACUUUGCGUCGCAAAACCAGUGCAUCGAGUACUAUAACAGAUCCAAAAGACAGUGAAUUUCUCAAGAUGAUUAAACUGGAGGUAAGGGCAGCCGUCCGCGCCGAAUUGGCCCCAAUUAGUGAGAAACUCAACGAAUUGCAGAACUCAGUUCAAUAUGUGAGCAAUCAAUACGACGACAUCGUAAAGACGACUAGCAAAAUAAUGAACGACUAUAAAAACCUACAGUCAGAGUGCAGCACCCUGCGUGCAACUGUCGAGGACCUAUCUGAGCGACUUAAUAAUAUGGAGCAGCAGGCGAGAGAAGCAAACUUGGAGAUUCAUGGUGUGCCGUACCACCGAUCUGAGAAUGUAUUGGCGAUUGUGAAUAAGAUUGCGGAAGUGGUUUCUCACAAGCUAAAUGACAUUGAUGUGUUGAAAUGCACUCGUGUGGCCAGCAUCAACAAAGACAACAAGCGCCCCCGCUCGAUCAUUGUCAAGCUGAAAGGCUCGCGCUCUCGCGAUGAAUUCUACUCGGCGGUCACACGGUACAACAGGUCCCAUCCGAAGAACAGGCUGAGCUCGUCGCUGCUUGGCAUUGCUGGUGACAGCUGUCCUGUCUACGUCUCCGAGCAUCUCUCACCUGCCAACAAGGCCUUGCAUGCUGCAACUAGAGCUAAGUGCAAGGAGUUAUCGUAUAGGUUUGUUUGGGUACGAAAUGGCCGCAUAUUUGCACGCAAGAAUGAGACGUCGCCAUUCAUAUUUGUGAAGAAUCGGCAAGUGCUGGACACGUUGCACUGA